AAAAUAUUCUUGAAAUAUUUUUAAUUUUUUUUAAUUGACAAUGGGUAAAUUCAAACAACAAGAAGGACGCAUCAAAUCUUUUGCGCAUAAUAGAAUUGAGAAUGAAAAUAAACCAGACGAGGAUAUUGUUAAAGAGUUGAGUCAUCUACUUUAUUUAGACAUUGAUGAAUUACUGAUUAAUUCAAAAGAAACUCGUCGUUAUAAAAAUCUAAAGAGGAGGGGAAUUACCGAAUUUGAAAAACCCCCACGUCUUCAGAAUAUAUUUAUUUUAUAUAGAAGAAAUAAAUCAGCCAGCCCUGAAUUUAAAAACAAGCUAAAGGUGGAUAGAAAAGUUAAACUUACAUCAAAAGAAAUAGGAAUUCUUUGGAAAAAUGAGACGGAAGAAGUAAAAAAGCUUUUCUAUGCUCUUGAAAGGAUGGCCAAGAAAAAACAUAGAGAAAUUUAUGGAGAUAAUUAUAAACCUGAAAGGAAGAAAAGUCAACCAAAAGAUCGAAAAAAUAAAAAUAAAAAAGAGUUGUCGAUGUCAUCCUCCUCUUCCCCAGCCGAAACAUCUUUGGGACCACAGAUCCAUACUUCGCAAUCUUCAACGUUAGAUGAACUUCCUUAUCUACAGGAUGAUGAUUCGCAAUCUUCAAUGGAUUAUGCCUUAUCCGACUUGUUGUUUGAAGAACCUGCAUCUCCUCACUUAUCUAAUAACAUUUCCCAAUUUCCAACGAAUUCUACCCUAUCAGAGUCGAGAACUAAUGACAUUGUUUCAACGAAUUCCAUCCCACCCGACUCGAGAUACCUAAUUAAUGAUAUUUCACAAAUUUCAACGAACUUUACCCCACCCGACUCGAUUACACCUUCAACACAAUAUUUAACGAAUUCAACGAAUUCUUUUGGAUCUAUUUGUAGUUAUACACAAGAUUUUGUUAUUCACUACUUGUCAGACAAACCAUAUUUGUUAGUUAAUAUUAAAACGGGGCAAGUGUAUUUUCUAUUUAACUCUGAUCUCAACUUUUAUAAUUUUGUAUAUGAUUAUGAGCAAUCUCAACAAGUAAAUAAUUCCUUACAAUCCAAUCCAGAUGAAGGUUGUUAUUAUGAAAAAUCAACAUAGCAAAAUAUCAAAAAAACAACUACAUUCCCGAA
This is a messenger RNA of Rhizophagus irregularis DAOM 181602=DAOM 197198, 1131 nucleotides long. RefSeq lists its product as uncharacterized. Lineage: Eukaryota; Fungi; Glomeromycota; Glomeromycetes; Glomerales; Glomeraceae. The record is from RefSeq and is a predicted model, not a curated record.